AUAACAGAGAGAGCGAGCGCAGGGGCUUCUGGGGGACCGAGAGCCAGACAGCGAGCACGGUGGCAGCGGGGACAUCACAGCGCCUGCUGCACAGCCUCCUGGGAUAUCACUGACAAGGGAGCUCGCCAGCCUGGGUGCUCAUCCUGGUUAUUCUGUUGACCCUAAAGUACAAAAGAAGUCAUAAUAAGACCUAGGAUUAAUUCACCAUGGAAAUAGAGGGUCCAAGUGAAGUCAAUGCAAACAUUGUAGAGUCUGAUAAUCUGAACGAUUCACUUUUUUUGGGGAACGAAGAUCAAGCAGGGGUAGAAGAAAUUGAAAAUGAAAUAAAUGGGAACUGGCCUGUAACAUCACUUAAUGAAGCAAGACUUAAUGCUAAAGCAAAGCGACGCUUAAGGAAGAAUUCUUCACGGGACUCGGGAAGGGGGGAUUCUGUCAGUGAUAAUGGAGAAAGUUCUCGAGUGGUGCUACCCACAAGUCCCAGGGCUAAACUUAUGGACCGAAAGUCUAGAACUGGAAAAGGAAGGGGAUUGCCAAAGAAAGGAGGAGCUGGUGGUAAAGGAGUAUGGGGACCUCCUGGACAAGUGUACGAUGUUGAAGAAAUCGAUGUGAAAGACCCAAAUUAUGAUGAGGAUCAGGAGAGCUGUGUUUACGAGACAACUGUUCUUCCUCUUGAUGAAAAGACGUUUGAAAAAUCAGUCACACCAAUUGUUCAAGAGUAUUUUGAACAUGGAGACACCAAUGAAGUUGCAGAAAUGUUAAGAGAUUUAAAUCUUGGGUAUAUGAAGUGUGGGCUGCCAGUGCUGGCCGUGUCCUUGGCUCUAGAAGGAAAAGCAAGCCACAGAGAAAUGACUUCCAAGCUCCUGUCUGAUCUGUGUGGUACUCUCCUCAGCACGGAUGAUGUUGAAAAGUCUUUCGAUCAACUUCUUCAGGAGCUGCCUGAAUUAGUUUUGGACACCCCUAAAGCUCCACAGUUAGUGGGACAGUUCAUUGCUCGAGCAGUUGGCGAUGGGAUCCUGAGCAAAAAUUAUAUAGAUGGCUACAAAGGCACAGUGGAUUGUGAUCAUUCUCGAGCGGCAUUAAAUCGAGCAACUGUUCUACUGAGUAUGACUAAGGGAGGGAGGAAAAUCGACAGUGUUUGGGGAUCAGGUGGCGGACAGCAGCCAGUUAAGAAAUUGGCUAAAGAGAUUGAUAUGUUACUGAAGGAGUAUUUGCUUUCCAAUGAUGUAUCCGAAGCAGAACGUUGUCUUCAAGAGCUAGAGGUUCCACACUUUCACCAUGAACUUGUGUAUGAAGCAAUCCUGAUGGUUCUUGAAGCAACUGGAGAUACAACAUACAAACUAAUGCUGAAUUUGUUGGACGCCUUAUGGAAGUCGGCAGUUAUUACUUUGGAUCAGAUGAAAAGGGGCUAUGAUCGGAUUUACAGUGAAAUUCCCGAUAUUAAUUUGGAUGCGCCACAUGCAUACUCUGUACUAGAACGGUUUGUGGAAGACUGUUUCAAGGCUGGGAUUAUUUCCAAACAAAUAAGAGACCUUUGUCCUUCCAGAGGAAGAAAACGCUUUGUAAGUGAAGGAGAUGGGGGUCGUCUGAAAUGCGAGAGCUACUAGGGAGAAAAAGCAUAACAGAAUCAGACGUGAAAGGAAGGAAAUUUGAAUUUACAAAGCACGGUUCAUGUUUUAUACAUUUCUCUCUCUCUCUUUCUCUCUCACACACACAGUUCUGGGGACAAAGCCUUUCUAAACUACUUUUUAUAUGUUCAAUUUCACAAGUAAGAGAUGGAGGCUUGAACAGGGAAAAUCCACAUGUGAGUGGUGUGAAUAAGCUAACUUUCUGUAAAUCUGUUAGGCCCAAUCAUUCCAUGUUUGGCAUCAUUGCUCACCUGCCACUUUUUUUUCUUUCAAAGUCAGUGUUUUGUGGUAAAUUCACUGGUUCAUACAGAGCUUUAUAAUACUGGGAAAUGUGUUGCCCAGACUCCGCGUUGGCUGCUGCUGUUGAAAUUAUAAUUUUGUUUUGCUUUUGGUGGUGUAAAUGAAUGAAAUUAGAUUUUUUUUUUUUUUUGGCGUAAUUGUUCUGCUUGCUAAGGGGAUGCUUAUUCCGCCCCCUUGAAGCAGGUGAGGAUGGGAAAAUUGAAAUAUUUUUAUUCAUCUUUCCAGAGAACAUAUUACUUUUGACAUGACCGUUCAGAAUAUGGUGGCUGGAACAUCUAUUUUUCUACAAAAGACUAACUGGAAAUAUGAACAGAAUUCUGUUAGAAUGUGUGUGAAUAUAUUUCUGGGGAAAAAAAAAAAAGUUUAAAUAAACACAUUUAGUGAUGCAGAA
Molecule: messenger RNA, 2316 nt
Organism: Pelobates fuscus (common spadefoot toad)
Lineage: Eukaryota; Metazoa; Chordata; Amphibia; Anura; Pelobatidae
Gene: PDCD4
Product: programmed cell death 4
Exons: 12
Coding region: 207-1604 (465 amino acids)
Biological process (GO): negative regulation of DNA-templated transcription
Cellular component (GO): nucleus; cytosol
Source: RefSeq, a predicted model, not a curated record